This is a messenger RNA of Helianthus annuus (common sunflower), 1271 nucleotides long. RefSeq names its product delta(7)-sterol-C5(6)-desaturase. NCBI's taxonomy places the organism in Eukaryota, Viridiplantae, Streptophyta, Magnoliopsida, Asterales, Asteraceae. The coding region runs from base 126 to 947 and encodes 273 amino acids. Gene Ontology annotation, biological process: lipid biosynthetic process. Gene Ontology annotation, molecular function: iron ion binding; oxidoreductase activity. The transcript is spliced from 3 exons. The record is from RefSeq and is a predicted model, not a curated record.
UGGCUGCCUAAUUUAUAUCGCCAUCUUUCCUCCUCUGCCAACCCACUUUCCACCAUCUUUCCACCUUCUUGUCUCUUUUAACUCUCCUCGACACACCAUCUCACUCUCACCCUCACAACUCACCAAUGGACACCGACAACUACUUAUCACUCUUCGUCAAAGAAACCUCUUUCUACAACCAAAUAGUGCUCGGAACUUUACUGCCGGAAAACCUCUGGACCCCACUCCCCCACCCCCUUCAAACCUGGCUCCGUAACUACAUUGCCGGAUCCCUUGUUUACCUCAUCUCUGGCUUCCUUUGGUGCUUCUACAUCUACCAUCUUAAGCAUAAUGUUUAUGUUCCAAAAGAUGCCAUCCCUACUAGAAAAGCAAUGUACUUGCAAAUAUACGUUGCAAUGAAGGCCAUGCCAUGGUACUGUGCUCUUCCAUCGAUUUCCGAAUACAUGGUUGAAAAUGGAUGGACCCGAUGUUUUGCACGGAUAAGCGAUGUCGGAUGGGCUUCAUACAUUUUGUACUUGGGCCUUUAUCUAACAUUUGUCGAGUUCGGCAUCUACUGGAUGCACCGAGAGUUACAUGAUAUCAAACCUCUAUACAAGUGGCUCCACGCCACUCAUCAUAUCUACAAUAAGCAAAAUACCCUUUCCCCAUUUGCUGGAUUGGCGUUCCACCCUAUAGACGGGAUACUACAGGCGGUGCCGCAUGUAAUCGCUCUAUUUCUCGUCCCAACACAUUUCACGACGCACAUCGCGUUAUUAUUCAUGGAAGCGAUCUGGACAGCAAACAUUCACGAUUGCAUCCACGGGAUGUUAUGGCCGGUAAUGGGUGCUGGGUACCACACAAUUCAUCACACCACGUACCGUCAUAACUAUGGUCAUUAUACCGUUUGGAUGGACUGGAUGUUCGGUACCCUUCGUGAUCCUUUGGAAGACGAGACCAAGAAUGCAUAAUAAUCAUUCUUUAUGUUGACUGUUUUUGUUUGUAAAUGACCGUGACGGUUGAAUUGUUUGAUGCCAUUAGGGGAAAAGAGUGGAGGUUUCUUCCCCCGGAGUAGAUGUUUUAGAUAUAUCUGAACUGGUAAGAUCAGUUGAGAUAUAAGAUUUGUAAGUCUGUCUGGACCAGGUCUAUGUUUUUUGUCUUGUUUGUUUAGAUUUGUUGGGUGAAAUGUAUGAUCAAGAACCGUGAUUCUCUUGUUUCUGCAUAGAGUUGGUUUUCAAUUUGUUGUGUAUCAAGUAAAAAUAAUUGGUUAUAAGUUGGGGUAUGCUUUCCCAUGA